Messenger RNA from Eupeodes corollae, 629 nucleotides. RefSeq names its product 40S ribosomal protein S13 (gene RpS13). Gene Ontology annotation, biological process: translation. Lineage: Eukaryota; Metazoa; Arthropoda; Insecta; Diptera; Syrphidae. The coding region runs from base 76 to 531 and encodes 151 amino acids. Gene Ontology annotation, cellular component: cytosolic small ribosomal subunit; ribosome; nucleolus. The transcript is spliced from 3 exons. Gene Ontology annotation, molecular function: structural constituent of ribosome; small ribosomal subunit rRNA binding. The record is from RefSeq and is a predicted model, not a curated record.
CUUUCAUGUCAGCCAUGUUGUUCAACUCUCCACUUCCGUUCCGUUCUUUUUCGUGUACAUUAAAAAUCUGACAAGAUGGGUCGUAUGCACGCUCCUGGCAAGGGUAUUUCCCAAUCCGCUCUUCCCUACCGAAGGACAGUUCCUUCAUGGCUUAAACUUAACGCCGAAGAUGUCAGGGAACAAAUCAAGAAAUUAGGCAAGAAGGGCAUGACCCCCUCCAAAAUCGGUAUCAUCCUUCGUGAUUCAUAUGGAGUUGCUCAAGUCCGUUUUGUCAAUGGAAACAAGAUUCUCCGUAUUAUGAAGUCGGUUGGUCUCAAACCCGACAUCCCAGAGGAUUUGUACCAUUUAAUCAAGAGGGCAGUUGCUAUGCGCAAGCAUUUGGAACGCAACCGUAAGGACAAGGACGGUAAAUUCCGUUUGAUUCUUGUAGAAUCGAGAAUCCACAGACUCGCCAGGUACUACAAGACCAAGAGUGUACUCCCACCAAACUGGAAAUACGAAUCAAAGACCGCCUCUGCUUUGGUUGCUUAAGUAGUUCAGUGAUAGAUAAGUGGUAGUAGUGGAGUCCUUUCGUUUUUUUAUUUUUUAACACAAAAACAUGGAAUAAAAUAAGAUCCCCUAAAGGAGAA